AUGUUUCUCCCUGUAGACGCUCCCAUCAAUGUGAGGAUCACAGCUCCAACAGCCCCUCCUGCUGGUGAAUACAUCACACUGCGGUGUGAAUCACAGGCCAACCCUGCAGUGAACUCUUACAGCUGGAGAAAGCUCUGUGGCUCUCAGUCUACAGAUCUGUGGAGAGAUGGUGUGGAAUACAGACUGAGGGCCACAGUAGAGGUCGGGACCUGCGACUAUUUCUGCACCGUAAGGAAUUAUCUCGGCAGAACGGAGUCCCCAGCUCAACGCAUCGAUGUCCAGUACGCUCCCAUCAAUGUGAGGAUCACAGCUCCAACAGCCCCUCCUGCUGGUGAAUACAUCACACUGCGGUGUGAAUCACAGGCCAACCCUGCAGUGAACUCUUACAGCUGGAGAAAGCUCUGUGGCUCUCAGUCUACAGUUCUGCGGAGAGAUGGUGUGGAAUACAGACUGAGGGCCACAGUAGAGGUCGGGACCUGCGACUAUUUCUGCACCGUAAGGAAUUAUCUCGGCAGAACGGAGUCCCCAGCUCAACGCAUCGAUGUCCAGUACGCUCCCAUCAAUGUGUGGAUCACAGCUCCAACAGCCCCUCCUGCUGGUGAAUACAUCACACUGCGGUGUGAAUCACAGGCCAACCCUGCAGUGAACACUUACAGCUGGAGAAAGCUCUGUGGCUCUCAGUCUACAGAUCUGUGGCGAGAUGGUGUGGAAUACAGUCUGUGGGCCACAGAAUGA
This is a messenger RNA of Amblyraja radiata (thorny skate), 735 nucleotides long. Its product is annotated as B-cell receptor CD22-like. The coding region runs from base 1 to 735 and encodes 244 amino acids. The record is from RefSeq and is a predicted model, not a curated record. The transcript is spliced from 4 exons. Lineage: Eukaryota; Metazoa; Chordata; Chondrichthyes; Rajiformes; Rajidae.